Messenger RNA from Zasmidium cellare ATCC 36951, 879 nucleotides. RefSeq lists its product as uncharacterized. Gene Ontology annotation, molecular function: oxidoreductase activity. Gene Ontology annotation, cellular component: cytosol. The record is from RefSeq and is a predicted model, not a curated record. The transcript has 3 exons. NCBI's taxonomy places the organism in Eukaryota, Fungi, Ascomycota, Dothideomycetes, Mycosphaerellales, Mycosphaerellaceae. Bases 1 to 879 code for a protein of 292 amino acids.
AUGUCCUCCCAGAAGAUUGAUCCCGCAACCUGGACUCACGUUAGACCGACUGAGAUCAAGACGUAUCACCGAACAACGUAUGAUCGUAUCUCGCCAUCAAACACACUGAACGGAAAAGGCAAGACAGUAUUGAUCACGGCCGGAGCUGUUGGCAUUGGCUUCGCCAUUGCUGAGUCUUUCGCAAAAGCAGGCGUAGAACGCCUUGUCCUCAUCCAACGACGACAGGACGCACUGGAAACGGCGAAGCAGGCCAUCGAAUCCAAGUACCCGAAUACCAAGGUCACACCUUAUGCGGCUUCCGUCACCGACUACGACCGCAUCUCUGCAAUUAUGAAGGAAGUCGGCAAGAUCGACGUUCUCGUCCCCAAUGCCGCCAUGAGCCAUCCCUUCGUACCAAGCAAGGACGUCACUGUCGACGAUUUCAAGGCGACUUUCGAUACGAAUGUCGUCGGCGCCUUUCACAUCAUCAAAGAGUUCCUCGCGGUUGAGUCGUCAGGCCCGCGACAAGUCAUCUUGACCUCUUCUGCAGCUGGUCAAAUAACCAGUCCUGGCAACGUAGGCUACGGUCCGAGCAAAGCGGCCGCAAGCCAAUUGGUUCAGCAUUUCGCUGCGGAGAACCUCGACACAAAUGUUACCAUUCAAGCCUUCCAUCCGGGUGUGAUUUACACAACAAGCGUCGCAAAGCUGGCCCCUGAAGGGGCUUUCGAGUGGGAAGAUCUUACCUUGCCCGGAGACUUUGCUGUUUGGCUCGCCAGUCCCGAAGCAGAGUUUCUGGCUGGCAGAUUCGUGUGGGCGCAGUGGGAUGUGGACGAGCUCCUUGGAAUGAAAGAGCGCAUAGCCGCAAACCCAGCUUUGCUGACCACGACUGUUGUCUUGUAA